Messenger RNA from Alosa sapidissima (American shad), 4066 nucleotides. It is a transcript of the gene prdm9, whose product is annotated as PR domain containing 9. Gene Ontology annotation, biological process: regulation of DNA-templated transcription. The coding region runs from base 136 to 2919 and encodes 927 amino acids. The transcript is spliced from 6 exons. The record is from RefSeq and is a predicted model, not a curated record. Gene Ontology annotation, cellular component: nucleus. Gene Ontology annotation, molecular function: protein binding; histone methyltransferase activity. NCBI's taxonomy places the organism in Eukaryota, Metazoa, Chordata, Actinopteri, Clupeiformes, Clupeidae.
UCAACUAGAGAAUCAGUAGCUAGCUGUCUAUGGUAGCUAGCUAGCACUGUGCUAAAUUUGAUUUAAUUCAAUAGAAACGUGUUGUCAUAAACAUCGUUAAUUGCAACCAGUAGGUCCUACUAAGAAGAACAGGAAAUGUCUACCAGCUCAGGUGAGAUUUCAGCUGAGAAGACGCAGGAGGAUGUAUCAGCUUCAACAGCUGUGGAAAAGUCGCCUGAGGAUGACGAUGAACCAUAUGAUGAUGACAACUACUACUGUGAGAAAUGCCAGUGCUGCUUCUGGAGUCAGUGUGAAGUCCACGGUCCCCCAGUCUUCGCCCUGGACUUCCCCUGCUCGGUUGGGACCCCUCAGAGAGCUCUCCUCACUUUGCCUGCUGGCCUGGUCGUUGGGAGGUCACGGGUCAAGGAGAGCAGCCUGGGGAUUUUCAACCAGGGGCAGGUGGUGCCGGUCGGAAUGCAUUUCGGGCCAUACAGUGGUGAAACGACCUCUGAGGAGGAGGCUCUGAAGAGUGUCUACUCCUGGGUGAUUGUUAGGGGGAAAAAACACUACGAGUUCAUUGAUGCUACAAGAGACACUCACUCCAACUGGAUGAGGUAUGUGAUGUGUUCCCGUAGCAACCGCGAGCAGAACCUGGUUGCAUUCCAGCAGGGUGGUCGAGUGCUGUUCCGCUGUUGCGCCCCCAUCAGGCCAGGCGAGGAGCUGCUGGUGUGGUAUGCUGAGGAGUACGCCAGGGGCCUGGGGCUGACCUGGGAUCAGCUGUGGCACCACAAACGCUCAUCCACCUACACUAACACAGGUGACCACAAACGCUCAUCCACCUACACUAACACAGAUAAUGGUUCCUCUCUGACGCUGCCUUGCCCCUACUGCCAGUUUUCCUUCCCUGCCAAAUCCUACCUGCAAACGCACGUCAGGCGCUCGCAUGCAGAGCAGUACCAGAACUUUCUGGAGACCCAUCCUGUCGAGUCCGAGUUCGAAGAGGUGGACCCACGCCUGGACCUGGAUAUCUGCCUACUGGGCUCAGAUGUACCGCCUUCUUCCCAGAUGGAGCCAACCACAGGCACUGGCCAACAGGGAAGUGAAUCCCUGAUUGGACGAGCUCCCUGUCAGUCGGAAACAUCUGACCAAUCCCAACCAUCGAAUGGCCUGAGGUGCUGGAAAAGGAUGAGUGACUCUGAUUGGUCUAAAGACACGUCAUCGGCGUCAAUGUCCAUCAAUGACAAGGGCCACAGUUGCCCUCGCUGUGGGCGAACGUUUGCGAGGGCAUACCACCUCAAGCGCCACGUGAACUCCGUCCACGAUCCAGACAAACUCUACUGGUACAGGAAGAGGAAGUCCUCCAACCCCCGCAAGCACCUGCCGAACCCGGAAACAGAGACAGAGGAGGAGGACGACGAGGAAGAGGAGGCGGAGGAGAGAGCAGGGGCUGAUGGGGAUGAGGCGAGGGCGCCCAUGGAGGUCUACCCGUGUGCCCGCUGCUUCAUCGCCUUCAUGAGCCUGCAGAGUCUGCAGGAGCACAUGGAGCUGCAGCACGCACAGGGUCAGGGUCAAAGGUCAGACGCCACUGAGGAACCGGGCGAUCCGUCAGACCCACCGUACGAGCCUCCCGUUCGCAAACACAACACGAGGAGAGGCCCUGUCCAAGCGCCCGCCCAGAAGAGAGGGAGGGGGAGGCCACGCACCAGAACCCUCGGACCGACCCGACCGACCCAGCCCAAACAGAAGCGUCCGCAGAAGGUCCAGCAGGGCGAUGGCGACAGCGAGCCUCCACCUGGCGCCCAAACGUUCAUCUGCAGCCAGUGCGGAGAGGUGUGUGGCGACGGUGUCACUGCUACGUCUCAUGGCUGCCGCGCCCAGACGCCAGCGGCGCCGCCGCUGCCCCAGCAUGGCACGGACACACAGCUGACGUGCGGCGAGUGCCAGGGCAUGUUUGCGGACGCGGCGUCGCUGCGGUCCCACGGCUGCGUGCAGGUCGGCGAGGGCCCCUACAGCUGCGCCCAGUGCAGCCUGCGCUUCAGCCAGCCGUCCAACUUGCGCCGCCACCAGCGCUCCGUCCACGCCAUGGUCAAGCCCUACUGCUGCGGCCCGUGCGGAAAGUUCUACACGCAGGCCAGCGGCCUCCGCCGUCACCAGGAGGGACGCCAGCACAAGGGACGACGGACGGCCUGUGCCAAAGCUAACGCUAAUGCUAACGCUAGCGCUAAUGCUAGCACCGCCGUCACGCCAAUCAUCACCACCGCCGCCACCAUCUACUCCUGCUCCUACUGCCAGUUCUCCUUCACCGCACAGCGCUACCUGCACAAGCACGUGAAGCGGCACCACCCGGCAGAGUUCAUCCAGGCGCAGGAAGGCAGUGAGGGGGAGGGCGGGGAGGUGGGCGACGGGUUGGGUGACGCGGAGGAGUUGGCGCGGAUAUCCCAGAGCUGCCCCCAGUGCGAGAAGACCUUCUUCAGCGUCAAGGGCUUCAAGUCACACCACUGUUUCCGCCGCGGCAAGCGCGCCUGCCCGUGCCACGUGUGCGGCAAGCGCUUCAGCAACGUCUACAGCCUGCGGCAGCACGAGCGGACGCACACGGGCGAGAGGCCCUACGCGUGCCCGCACUGCCCCAAGAGUUUCGCCGUCUACGGCCAGCUCAACGUGCACCUGCGCACGCACACCGGCGAGCGGCCCUACCUGUGCGCGCAGUGCGGCGAGGGCUUCCGCCAGUCCGGCGAUCUCAAGCGGCACGAGCAGAAGCACCUGGGCGUGCGGCCGCACGCGUGCCCGCAGUGCCCCAAGAGCUUCAGCCGGCCGCAGAGCCUCCGCGCACACCUGCAGAUCCACAGCGGCAUGCGGCUCUUCCACUGCACGCAGUGCAGCAAGGCCUUCACGCGCAAGUACCACCUCACCAGGCACCUCCACAAGAUGCACUCCUCCUGAGACGCGCUGCAAGGCCUUCACGCGCAAGUACCACCUCACCAGGCACCUCCACAAGAUGCACUCCUCCUGAGACGCGCUGCAAGGCCUUCACGCGCAAGUACCACCUCACCAGGCACCUCCACAAGAUGCACUCCUCCUGAGACGCGCUGCAAGGCCUUCAUGCAUGGAGAACAAUUCACGCAACACCCUCCACAGGACGCUGUCCUGAAAGGAAUGAGAGGGUGGCAGCAGAAAUGAUCUGUCUCAGAUAGAUAGUCUGAGUGGUGGCAGAAGUGAAGGUGAUUAUUCAUGACUAAUUGGCUUGAGAUGCUCUAAGAGUCGUCACCAUCUCACCAAACACCACCACACAAUGCUGUCCUUGAGAACAGGGUCAUUCAAAGGCGGACACACUGACACAGGACCGGGCCAGACUUUGACCUUGGGUUCAGUGGAGCCCAGCCUGAUGAGUAAAUGAUGAUUAUAUCAUCACAAAACAGAACUAUAUUAACAUGUAUAAAUAAUUAUAGCCUUAUAGUAAUGAUACCCCAUCACAAUGAUACAAUCAGUAAUGCAAUAACUGAAUGAGCAGAUUAUUGAAUGGCAACGUCUAUUAGUUAUCAAAGUUUUAAGCAUUAAGCAUAUGGGAUUGCAAUUUGCGCCAUCUUUUACCAAAAGUGUAUUUGCACUGUGAGAAGUUUUUUUUUUAAAAAGUGUUUCGGAUUUGGUUUCCUGCUGUGCGGGCCUGCUGGAAAAAAGAAGGCCCCGGCUGUGACAAUCAGUGUAGGACAGAGACUUUUUAUCUUCUAUCCUAGACGUCCUAUGUCUAUGAACACACAAGGAUUCAUAUAUGUCAUCGCCUGAACCUCACAUUACUAACAAGACUCAUGUCACUUGUUAACAGUAAUAGAUAAUAGUCAGUGUGUAUCAGACUGACUUAACAGUCAGAAAAUGUGUAUUACAUGUUUUCUCAUGCUUGCUGAAAGAUGUCCAGGUUUACUAUGACCUGUUCAGUUGUAUGUUUCCAGACACAAAUAGAAAUGAGCUUUCAGUAUCUUGUUAUAUGAAGCACAAACAUACAGUAAGUAGGAUUCACAGGAAUACAAAUUAACCUUCAGUCUAGUUGAGGACAAUUAAUUACAGUGAUGUUAAUUAAAAUGAUUGUCAAAUG